AUGGAGCUGCCUUCAAUAAAUAGCACCACAAGUAUAUCCGACAACCAGGAGUUAAGGAAUUACUAUGACAAGUUGCUGUUCAAGAACAAUAGUGGCAAGUCGCUAGCGGAUUUGCCAGGAAAAAUGGCAGAUUUUAACGACAACAGCGCUGCUGCGCAUCCCCGCUCCAGAGUUGACUUUAUCAACGGUUACAUCGGUUUCAGAGAGGAUAAGCAGUCUCUUCUGGGGCAGAAGAACACUAAAAGGGCCUCGUUCAGCGCAUUUGCGGACGAAGGAAGGAAACAGAGCGAGAUGAGCAUUAACGGGAAGAGCCCUAAUUUGUCUCUUUUCUCAUUUGAGUUUAACGGCACCCCGACUCAGGACAGAAAGCCAUACAAACAGGAUUACUUGAAUGUGAUGAACACUUCGCCUAACAAUAUUCUUUCUCCCUUAAACAACAGCUCCCAAAAAUACUAUCCACAGAAACAGCAGCAGCAGCAGCAGCAGCAGCAGCAGCAACAGCAACAAAGCAUCUUUGACCCGGGAAGAAGAUCUUCCUAUAUUUCUGAUGCGCUGAUUCAUGGCAAUGCGGCUACCCAGCAACCACAAUACUCGCAACCUGUAUAUAUUAACAACAACCCAUCUUUGCAAGUACCAUACACUGCUCCUUCCGAGUAUACUCAGCAGCAACAGUACUCGUCACCCUUCAAUGCUAGGCGCAACACCCAGCCAGUGCUGAACUUGCAUCCGGCAGCCGCUCCCACAAACGAUGCCGGAUUGGCGGUUGUCGACGGCAAGAAUUUGACGUCAUCCAAGGAGCUGCAUGACUUAUAUCUUGACUGCGGGUCAAACUAUUUUGCUAGUGAUAAAGUUUAUAAAUUUAUUGACAGCAUAAAGGGAACUUUACGCGGGGAUAAUGUCUCCGCCUCCAGUUCCAGGAUUAUAGAGUUUUUGGAUUUUUUGAAAAAUUGUAAUCUGAAUUACAACCCACAGUCUGACGCAUUCAUCUCCACUGCUGUUUCAAACGCUUCGUCGACCGGGGCGGCCAAAUCCAAGAACAGCACUUCAAUGCAUUUGCACUAUAAGCCAUUAGUGUUAGUAUCGUUGAAAAAUGGUAAGCUCGAACUGUUGUCUAAACCACAAACGGCCACACUUAUACUGAAAAGGGGCGAUUUGGUCAUUAUUGAUGGUGAUCGUGGUAAAGAUUUAGUUUUGGUGGUGGAACCGGUUGUAGAUAUAAAUUUGGCACUAUUUAUAAAUUUUUUGAAGAAAAAAAUUCACUUUGAUUCUCUAAUCACCAAUAGUCAACAGCAUUUCCCCAAUGACCAGUUUAUCAAGACUCUGGUUGAUACAACCAAUGGUAAGCCGGUCGCUCAUGAGUUGAAUCCGAAGUUAUAUGAUAUCAUUGAACUAACGCAAUUGAUCAUCCCAUCAAAGCAGGUUCUGAGAUUUGCCACCCCGUGGGAAUCCUCCACGAAUUUACACAACAAAUUCCAGGAUGAGCUAAAGGCUCUUCACAUUGCACAGCUAAAACUGAGGUCGCUAAAUAACAAUAACUCCGGUGGCGGGUUGAACAUCAAAAUAUUGAAUGCAGAGUUCCAAUUCGACAGAAAGAAAUUGACUUUCUACUACAUUUGCCAGGAGCGUAAUGAUUUCAGAGACCUGAUCAAAGAACUCUUUAAGUUUUACAAAACAAGAAUUUGGCUUUGUGCUAUACCGAACAAUUUAUCGAUAGAUUCCAAAUUUUAUGAUUCAAACAAGUUUGAGUGGGAGAUGUAUCAGGAUAUGAUGUCCCACUAUUCCAUGGACAACACUGGAAUUGUCGUGGCCCCUGAACUGAAUCGCUUGAAACUGGACGACUUCCAGAUCGGUGUUUAUAUGGAAUUGGUGAAGGUUUUGUUCGGCUAA
Messenger RNA from Saccharomyces cerevisiae S288C, 1887 nucleotides. RefSeq lists its product as uncharacterized. The record is from RefSeq and is marked reviewed. The coding region runs from base 1 to 1887 and encodes 628 amino acids. The transcript has a single exon. Gene Ontology annotation, cellular component: cytoplasm. NCBI's taxonomy places the organism in Eukaryota, Fungi, Ascomycota, Saccharomycetes, Saccharomycetales, Saccharomycetaceae.